GACGACCCACCAGCGCACGAACAAACAACAAACAAACAAUAAGCAGCGACGAUCGACGACCUGAUCGAUAUCAACCACCGCUCUCAGCAGCAGCUAGCGAUGGUGUCGUGGAAGAAGAAGCGCGGCGGCGGCGGGGAGUCGCAGUCGCCCAUCCGGGGCGCGGCCGAGCAGGAGAAGGUCCCGAGAGGGCACGUCCCGAUGCUGGCCGCCGGCGAGGACGACGACGCGGUAGACGUCGGCGAGCGGGUGCUGGGGCCGGUGACGCUUCUCAGCGACCCUUCCGUCGCGGAGCUGCUGGACAUGGCGGCGCAGCGGUACGGGUACGGCCAGCCGGGCGUGCUGCGGGUGCCCUGCGACGCGGGCCGCUUCCGCCAGGUCCUCCACGGCGCCAUGCACCGACGCGGCAUCAUCAGCUCGUCAGCCUGAAAUGGCCGGCCGGCCGGCUGGCUUGGCUUGGCCAUGGAUGACGACAACGCCCGGCGCCCCGGCCCAUGAGAGGAGCUAGUAGUAGCUAUUAGUACAGCAGUAGCACUGGGCAGCUUCAGUUUAUCUUAUUAUUAUAUAGAUAGAUGAAAAUAGUUUGUUCUUUGUUAUUAUUAGGUCGAUUAGAUUCUUUGAUGAACAUAUGUAUACAUACACACGCAGACACGCUUAUUGUAUAUGUUGAUUAUUUUUAAACAGAUACUAUAGAUGAUGGU
Molecule: messenger RNA, 698 nt
Organism: Zea mays
Lineage: Eukaryota; Viridiplantae; Streptophyta; Magnoliopsida; Poales; Poaceae
Product: Auxin responsive protein
Exons: 1
Coding region: 100-426 (108 amino acids)
Biological process (GO): response to auxin
Source: RefSeq, a predicted model, not a curated record